Molecule: messenger RNA, 816 nt
Organism: Aspergillus mulundensis
Lineage: Eukaryota; Fungi; Ascomycota; Eurotiomycetes; Eurotiales; Aspergillaceae
Product: T2 family ribonuclease
Exons: 4
Coding region: 1-816 (271 amino acids)
Biological process (GO): RNA catabolic process
Cellular component (GO): extracellular region
Molecular function (GO): RNA binding; ribonuclease T2 activity
Source: RefSeq, a predicted model, not a curated record
AUGGCCUUCAACAUGAAGUCAACUUCCGCAGGCAUGCUGGCCUUGUCUGCCAUGCACCUCAUCCCCAGCGUUCUCGCCGCAGAGUCCUCCUUCAACAAGCAAUCCGGGGCCGAGGUCUGCUCCAGCGACACUCCCCUCAGCUGCUCGAGCUCUACCAUUGAGCCAUCCUGCUGCUUCAACAGCCCUGGGGGCUCAUUCCUGCAAACCCAGUUCUGGGACUACGAUCCGUCCACCGGUCCGACGGACUCCUGGACUAUCCAUGGUCUUUGGCCAGACAACUGCGACGGCACGUACGAAGAAUUCUGUGACUCCUCGCGCGAAUACUCCAACAUCACCGCCAUCAUCGAGGAAUCCGGCAACACCGAGCUCCUCACGUACAUGAACAAGUACUGGAAGGACUACAGCGGUGACGAUGAGAGCUUCUGGGAGCAUGAGUGGAACAAGCACGGAACAUGCAUAAACACCAUCGAGCCAUCCUGCUACACCGACUACAAAUCCCAAGAGGAAGUCGUCGACUACCUCCAGAAAACGGUUGACCUGUUCAAAACGCUUGACACGUACCAGGCCCUCGCCGCAGCUGACAUUACGCCUUCCGAGAGCGCAACAUACACGCUCGACGAGAUCCACUCGGCUCUCUCGGACAUCCACGAUGGCUUUGCUCCGUAUGUUGCCUGUGAUGGCGACAACCUCAAUGAGGUUUGGUACUUCUACUAUGUCCGCGGUAACCUGAUUACCGGGGAGUUUGACCCUGCUGAGAAGCUCACUCAGUCAAACUGCCCUGAGACGGGCAUUAAGUACUUGCCUAAGUCAGGUUAA